AUGCGUUUAUUAGAAUGGGCACUUCUAGCUCUGUGCAUUCAUUUAGCACAGUCACGAUUCCAGACCACAGCUGCAGAGACCACAGCAGCAGAGACCACUACCGCAGAAGUGACAGUGGUGCCCUAUGGCGAUGAGCCCAUAACACCCAAGCCCAACUACGUGGACGAACCUUAUGCUCCAAAAUACGGAAAAUCAUCAGGGUAUGGCGGUGGUGAACAAGGUUCUGGCAGUAUUUCUCAAGGUGGGUAUUCUGGAAAUAUAAAAGUUGAACCAUCCGGAUACCGACACCGACGAAGAAGAGCAAACGAGUAUGGAGAUGAAAGUCUCACACCGCCCACGCCUCCUCCAGGAGAUGAGGAUUAUGCUCCUGCAGGCGAGGAAACUCCUGCACCAGCAGAUCAGGGGUACGGCCCAGACUUAGGUCCACCGGUUGAACCUGGAGGCUACAGAAGGAAGAAGAGACAGAGCGAAUAUGGAGAUGAAAAUGUGACUCCAACAACGAUUUCCAGUGGAGAUGAAUAUGCUCCAGCAACAGAAGAAACUUCAGCUCCAAUAGAUCAGGGAUAUGCAGCUAGCGAAGCUCCCCCAGUUGGACCUGGUGGCUACAGAAAGAAGAGACAGAGCGAGUAUGGAGACGAGAACAUAAAGGCUUUAUCAAAGUUAAACCAACUACUCAUUUGUUGGCCGGCCUCAAAGUUGCCAUAA
Messenger RNA from Cylicocyclus nassatus, 705 nucleotides. NCBI's taxonomy places the organism in Eukaryota, Metazoa, Nematoda, Chromadorea, Rhabditida, Strongylidae. The record is from the annotation of a GenBank genome assembly.